Molecule: messenger RNA, 4981 nt
Organism: Nothoprocta perdicaria
Lineage: Eukaryota; Metazoa; Chordata; Aves; Tinamiformes; Tinamidae
Product: macrophage mannose receptor 1-like
Exons: 30
Coding region: 7-4347 (1446 amino acids)
Molecular function (GO): signaling receptor activity
Source: RefSeq, a predicted model, not a curated record
UUGAUAAUGACUGUCCAUCUGCUCCUGAUUUUUCUCUUUCCCCUUGCUACAUGUCUUCAAAUGUCUGAGAGUGGAAUAUUUUCAAUAUACGAUGAAGACAGCAAGCUCUGUGCCCAAGUUCAGAACACAGUCUCAAUUAUAACUACCACAUGUGAGCAGCACAAUGAGUUCCAGAAGUUCAGGUGGAUCUCGGCCACUCAGCUGCUGAAUGUGGGGCUGAAGCUGUGCCUGGGGGUGCUCUCCAUGGACAAUGAUGCUAUAAUCACUUUGAAAGCCUGUAACAAGUCAGAUGAACUUCAGAGGUGGGAAUGCAGAAACGACACACUCGCAACCCAAGGCAAUGAUUUAUUUUUCAACUAUAGCAAAGGAAAAGGAAAGAAAAUCAGGCUGGAGAAGGGAUCAAGCGACGGGAGCAAGUGGAAAGUCUAUGGAACAACAGAGAGUGUGUGCUCUCAGCACUAUGAGGAUAUGUUUACUCUGGGAGGAAAUUCCUUUGGCGCACCUUGUGUAUUCCCGUUCAAGGCCAAUGGUAAAUGGCAUGCUCAGUGCAUACCUCAGAGUAAUGAUGAAGAGACUCUCUGGUGUGCAACAUCUUCAGAUUUUGAUAGAGACCAACGUUUUGGAAAUUGUCCAUUAAAAGAUACCACGCACAAUGAUGUUUGGAAAAAAAGUCCUUUGACAGAAACCUACUAUCAGAUAAAUUCAGAGUCACUUUUGACGUGGCACCAAGCAAGGAAAAGCUGCCAGCAGCAGCAAGGAGAAUUACUAAGUGUCACAGACCUUCAUGAAGAAAUGUUUUUAUUAGGACUCACUAGUGACCUGGGUGUUAAUGCUAAGCUCUGGACUGGUCUUUUUAGUACGCUUGACAGUGGCUGGCAAUGGACAGGGGGUAAUCCUUUCAGAUAUCUGAAUUGGGCUCCAGGAAAUCCCUCUGCAGAAUCUGGAAAAAUAUGUGGGACCUUCCAAGGUAGGAAUGGCAAAUGGGAAAACCAUGAGUGUAACCAUAAACUGGGAUAUAUCUGCCAAAAGAGAAACUCCUCUUCAGAUUCCUCCACUAUUGCCUCAAGUGRCAUAAAGCCUAUUAAAUGCCCCAGAGAAUGGGUGGCCUAUGCAGGUCAUUGCUAUAUAAUUUACAGAACACCAAAAAUAUGGAAAGCAGCACAAUCUUCCUGUAGAAAAGAAGGUGGAGAGCUGGCGAGUAUUCAUAAUAUCGAGGAGUACAGUUUUACAGUGUCUCAGCUUGGGUACAAGGCUGACGAUGAACUGUGGAUUGGUCUAAAUGAUUUCAGGGUUAAAAUGUAUUUUGAAUGGAGUGAUGGGUCACCAGUGACCUACACCAAGUGGCAUCAAGGGGAGCCAACUCACACACGUGAUGAGGCAGACUGCAUCAUUAUGAGGGGAGAGGAUGGCUUCUGGGCUGACAGUGUAUGUGAAAAGAAACUUGGUUACAUCUGUAAAAGGAAGCCUUUGGCAGAAGAAUCAGAAGAAGCUGAGAUUACUUACCCAGGCUGCCAGAAAGGCUGGAUCAAGCAUGGUUUUUACUGUUAUUCCAUGGGACAGGUACCAGCAACAUUUUCAGAAGCAAAACAAACCUGUGAAGCAAACAGAGGUUAUCUGGCUACUGUACAGGACAGGUAUGAACAAGCAUUUUUGACUUCCGUAAUUGGAUUCAAUCCAGCAAAGUAUUUCUGGAUUGCUCUCUCAGACGUGGUAGAGCAAGGGACCUUCCAGUGGGACAAUGGUGAAGCUGUUACAUUCACUAACUGGAACUCAGGAAUGCCAGGAAGGGAGUCAGGCUGCGUGGCCAUGACAACAGGAGUUUCAGCUGGAUUAUGGAAUAUUUUGAACUGUGAAAUGAAAAACAUGUUUCUCUGCAAGCAACUGGUUGAGGGAAUGACCCCCGCUCCUCCUCCAACGACGACUCCUCUCCCGUCAUGCCCAGAGGAGUGGCACUCCCUUCCUCAGAGCAGCUCAUGCUUCAAACUUUUCCAGAGGGAAAGGGAGAAAAUGGAAACAUGGUUUGGUGCAAGAGAUUUUUGCAGAGCCAUUGGAGGAGAUCUGGCCAGUAUYCAUAGUGAAGAAGAACAAAAUUUAAUAUCUAACUUAGAAAGAAAAUAUCUUUACUCAUCUUACUGGAUGGGUUUAAAUGCCCUGGAUUCUGAACGAGGAUUCAUAUGGAGUGAUGGUUCACCGGUAAAUUUUGAAAAAUGGUCAAAUGGAGAACCAAACAAUUAUGAUGGAAAUGAAAAAUGUGGAGUGUUUAAUGGCUACAAUAGUAUGAAGUGGAAUGAUUUAUUUUGUGAACAUAUGAAUGCCUAUGUUUGUCAAAUAAAAAAAGGAGUGACAUUGAAACCUGAACCUGCUUUCACAUUCAAUGAUGAAUAUGAUGUUAGUGAAGAUGAUUGGAUAAUAUAUCAUCACAAGGAAUACUACUUCAGUAAGGAAGCAAUGCCUAUGGAAAAAGCAAGGGAUUUUUGCAAGAAGAAUGGUGGUGAUCUUGCUGUCAUUGAGGGCGAAAGUGAAAGAACCUUUCUCUGGAAAUACUGUUUCUAUAAAAACUUGGGCAAUAACUUUUAUAUUGGCUUAAGCGUGAGCCUUGAUAGAACAUUCAGAUGGAUGGAUGGAAGCCCUGUGAACUAUGUUGCUUGGGCACCAAAUGAACCCAAUUUUGCAAAUGAUGAUGAGAACUGUGUGGUCAUGUAUUCCCAAACAGGUACGUGGAAUGAUCUCAACUGUGGCAGUGUUGAGAUGUUCAUCUGCGAAAGGCACAAUGCCACUGUUCGCCCACCCGUUGUUCCCACUUCACCACCACCACAGGGGGGUUGUCCAGAAAACUGGGUCCUGUUUAAUAACAAGUGUUUCAGAAUAUUUGGCCUUGAUGAAAAUGAUACGCUGACGUGGCAUGCCGCCCGGAACAAUUGUAUGCACUUCCAAGGAAACCUGGCUACAAUAUCAAAAAAGGAAACACAAGCUUUCCUCAUGUCCCUCUUAAAAGAUGCUGCAACUGAUGCUUGGAUUGGACUGAAUGACAUAAACCAGGAGCACACAUACUUAUGGACUGAUGGAAGCCCAGUUUACUACACAAAUUGGGCAAAAGGCUCCCGAAGUUAUUUUAGUAAGGAUGACUGUGUCUUUAUGAUUAAGAACCCUAUAGAACAGGCAGGAAAAUGGAAAGAUGAAGACUGUAAAUCAAGCAAAAGCUAUAUAUGCCAGAAAACAACUGACCCUAGAUUGCACAGUUCCCAACCCACGGUUCCAGUCUUUGGCUUUAAUAAUUAUGGUGAUGACCGCUACGAGAUCAUCAAUUACAAAAUGAGCUGGGAGGCAGCACAAAAGUACUGCAGAGACCAAUAUGCAGAACUUGCCAGCAUUUUGGAUCCUUAUGUUGAUUCUUACCUGUGGUUACAAAUGUUACACCGUGGGGAGCCUGUAUGGAUUGGUCUUAACAGCAACACGAGUCACGGCCAUUACAUAUGGUCAGAUAGAAGAAGAAGCAGGUAUCAYAACUGGGCAAGUGGAGAACCAAAUAAAAACACAGCCUGUGUCUACUUAGACCUGGAUGGUUUCUGGAAGACAUCAUCUUGCAAUGAAACGUUUUUCUCUCUCUGUAAACAGUCUGAUGGGAUAGUCCCUACUGAACCACCACAACUUCCUGGGAAAUGUCCUGAACCAAAGCGUGGUAGGUCUUGGCUUCCUUUCCGUGGUCAUUGCUACUAUGUUCACACCACUUCUGAAGAAAGCUGGCCUGAUGCUUCCAUGGCAUGUAUUCAGAUGGGUGCCUCUCUGGUUUCCAUAGAAGAUGCAGAAGAAAUGAACUUCCUCUUACUUUACUUGUCUUCGAUUGCAAGUGACUUCAGAAAGUUUUGGAUAGGAUUGUUCAAAAAUAUUGAUGGGGAAUGGACAUGGACUGACAGCAGUGCAGUAGACUUUGUCAACUGGGAGAAAGGAGAACCUACAGCACAUUUUAAUGAACACUGUGUUGACAUGGAUGUUGCAAAUGGAGCCUGGAGGAGCUAUUACUGCUCUGUUGAUCAGAAUUUUGUUUGCAAAAUUCCCAAGAUUCCUACCAUCGAACCAACUCAUCAUUCAUCGAUCCAUAGAGCAUCAAAAAAUGAAGCUACUUCAGCAUCUGUACAUGGAUUUGGGGGGAUGAUUUUUGUAUUGAUUUUUCUUAUUCUAGCAGGAACUGGCCUCAUAGUCUUUAUUUUCUAUAAAAAAAGACAUGUGCAGCAAACAAUCACAGCCAGUUUUGAAAACGCCAUAUACUGUGGUACAGCUGAUCCUGGAACUCAUGACUCAAACUGUCUUGUGACCAACAUGGAAGAAAAUGAACAGGUAGUGGUUUAAUGAGCAAAGUGAUUUAUUUUGGAAGAAAUGAAAGCCUUGGAAUACAAGAAUUCUUAGAGGASAGUGGUUUUCUUCAAUGGAAAUUCUAGUCUGUUUUGCACAGGGUGCUUUUUGUUCUAUCUACUAGCAGGACUUGCAAGCUCUGAAUCUGCUCAGAAACUAGUACCUGGAGAGACUGUUGAGUGUAUUCUGAAACCUGGAGCUGCACUGCAUUAGAGAACACUCUGACAAUUUCCAUCUCCACAUGGUACCAGCAUCACCUCUUGGCCAUAAGGAGAAUGUGCCCAUUAAGUUAACUGUGAGRAGAAGCUCCUAAGUUUGCUUCAAAAAACACAUCCCUGUGUAUAUGAAUCCUGAAAAUGUUAUGCCCUGAAUUCUUGGACAAACCGUUAGAGUUGCCCGGGUUGGAUCUUCUGGAGCUCACCUGGCCCAGUCCCUGACUCAAAGCAGGAGCAGGUUGAUCAAGGCCUCAGCAAGUUAACCUACAUGGGCAACCACUCCCAGUUCUUAGCCCUAUUUUUGUUAUUUUUUUUCUCUUUAUAUCCCAUUGGCUCUGUCUUCUCUGUAAUUCUCCUUUAUCUAGCUGAAGAUAAUGGUUAGAUCUCCUAUUAGUCAAUAAUUCUCCCAAUUUUCU